AGCGUGGAUCUGAUUGGCUGGCUUGGACACUCGUGUGUUUUUAAAUCGUAGCUGACAAGCUUUCAUGAACUAUCUGUCAAAAUUGGUUGGAACGUCAAUCCAUUGUGUAUUUGCCUCAGCCAGAAACAAUGCGGACCAGUGAGUUUGAUUCAUCCUCUGAUGAAGAGGAAGUUUGUGAAGAGCAUCGGACACCUUUCCAGAUCUCCUGGUUGCCCUUGUCCAUAGUGGACUGUUCUCUGUUUCUUGGAAUAUGUCCUUUGCCAGGGUGCAAAUUCAAAGAUAUCAGAAGAAAUUUACUGAGAGAUGUUGGUGAGCUGCAGAACCAGGGGGUGCAGGAUGUGUUUGUGUUCUGUACCAGAGGAGAGCUCCAUAAGUACCGUGUGCCUAGCCUGCUGGAGACCUACAGGCAACAGGGGCUCGUGGUGCACCACCUGCCCUUCCCUGACGGGGGCACCCCUGAACUGCAACAGUGCUGCCAGAUACUGGAGGGACUGCAAGACAACCUACACAACAACAGGAAGACUGUCAUCCAUUGUUACGGAGGCCUGGGUCGCUCUGGACUAAUUGCUGCCUGUCUGCUGCUUCAGCUGUCCAUCUCCAUGACUCCCAACAAAGCCAUCGAGAUCCUAAGAGAGCACAGAGGGGGUGGGGCCAUUCAGACAGUCAAGCAAUACAACUUCCUGCAUGAGUUCCGGGAAAAAUACUCUGCCUACCAAGAAACCAAAGCAGUCUCAACAGAGCGAUCGGUGUCGCGGUGAUACCAUUCCCCUUCAACAUCAACUGAGCUGUCUUUUUAAAUUAAUUGGGAGUAAUAAAAGCAUUGAAUGAAUAUCAACCUCUCUCAAAAAGAGAUGGUUUAACAUGAUUGUAUGUGUUCUCUUAUAGCACUUUUUAAAAAGGAUGUUUGUUUUAAGCCAUUUUGUUCUUAAACUAAAAGUUUUAGGGAUUGUCGUGCUCUGAUAUCGGCUUUACAUUGCGAUUGAAUGAGUGCCUCUGUGAUAUGGGUUUGCAAGAACUAUUUGAAUCAAAAUGAGUAAAUAAAGUGGCUUCUAUUAAGCGGGACUGUU
Salvelinus sp. IW2-2015 is the source of this 1067-nucleotide messenger RNA. RefSeq names its product cyclin dependent kinase inhibitor 3 (gene cdkn3). NCBI's taxonomy places the organism in Eukaryota, Metazoa, Chordata, Actinopteri, Salmoniformes, Salmonidae. Gene Ontology annotation, molecular function: protein tyrosine phosphatase activity. The record is from RefSeq and is a predicted model, not a curated record. Gene Ontology annotation, biological process: protein dephosphorylation.